Molecule: messenger RNA, 462 nt
Organism: Arachis ipaensis
Lineage: Eukaryota; Viridiplantae; Streptophyta; Magnoliopsida; Fabales; Fabaceae
Source: RefSeq, a predicted model, not a curated record
AUGUCCCCGUAUCAAUUGGUGUAUGAUAAAGCUUGUCACCUGCCAUUAGAGCUUGAACACAAGGCUUUCUGGACUCUCAAGUUGUUGAAUUUUGAUGGCAAAACUGCUGGUGAAAGGAGGCUCCUGCAACUGCAAGAAUUAGAAGAAUUCAGAUUCCAAGCCUAUGAAAAUACCAAGGUGUACAAGGAAAAGGCAAAGGAAAAACAUGACCUCAAGAUUGCACCAAGAAGCUUUGAGGAAGGACAGAAAGUGUUACUCUACAACUCCCGCCUGAAACUUUUCCCUGGGAAAUUGAGAUCAAGGUGGUCAGGCCCUUUUCUUGUCACCAAGGUUUCUCCUGAUGGACAUAUAAAAAUUAUGGAAGAAAAGUUACAGGAGACCUUCAUUGUUAAUGGACAAAGACUCAAGCACUAUUUAGGUGAUAUGAAGGAAAGGCCUAAGACAAAAUACAGACUAGACUGA